UUACCGCACCGCGCACGUGUUUUUAUUUACUCUUCACUUUAGCUUCACGAUCUCCAAGCAAAAUCGUUGGCACAGUAGUUUAUCAAAUUUCCCAAGAAAUAACACAAAAAAGUUUUUGUUAUUCUGCAAACUGUUUCUAACAAGUGACACCAACGAUGGAUCUCGAGGAUCUGAAUGUUAUUCCGGGAUUCUCGAUCGAAACUGCAGGCGUAGACUACGACGACGAUGAGUUAACCGGAAAAAGCAAGAAGAAAAAAGGAGGUGGUUUCCAGGCGAUGGGCCUCAGUGUGCCGAUUCUCAGGGGUAUUCUCAAGAUGGGCUACAAAAUCCCCACGCCGAUUCAGCGUAAGACAAUUCCACUGAUCAUGGAAGGUCGUGACGUGGUUGCUAUGGCAAAAACCGGCUCUGGCAAGACGGCAUGUUUCCUAAUUCCGUUAUUUGAGAGACUGAAGCAACGCGAGAUGAAGAAUGGAGCUCGGGCGUUAAUUCUUACACCGACCCGAGAGUUGGCAAUCCAGACGUUCAAGUUUAUUAAACAGCUGGGAAAGUUUACGAAUCUAAAAACGAUUUUGGUCCUUGGUGGGGAUUCAAUGGAUUCGCAAUUCGCAGCGAUUCACACGCUCCCGGAUGUAAUUGUGGCUACUCCAGGUCGGUUUCUUCAUCUCUGUGUGGAAAUGAAUCUGAAGCUCUCUUCGGUCGAGUACUGUGUGUUCGAUGAGGCAGAUCGCUUGUUCGAGAUGGGAUUUGGGGAGCAGUUGACGGAGACGCUCCGUAGGUUACCCGAUGGCAGACAGAUGGUGUUGUUCAGUGCGACGCUUCCGAAAAUGAUGGUUGAAUUCGCCAAAGCUGGCUUGAGCGAUCCUACUCUGAUCCGGCUGGACGUAGAGUCCAAAAUUCCGGAAACACUGGAUUUGAAGUUUAUUUACUGUCGACCAGAUGAACGAUACGCUACGUUACUAGUUCUGCUCAGGGAGGUUAUUCCGAAGGACGCGCAAGUUGUGAUUUUUGCCGGUACCCAGCAUCAUGUUGAACUUAUUUCGUUGAUUCUGACGAAAGUUGGUAUAGCAUGUACGCACGUUUACUCCGGAUUGGACGCUUCUGCAAGAAAGAUUAACACUGCUAAGUUCACGAUGAAGAAGGUCAACGUCCUCGUGGUUACAGAUAUCGCAGCUCGAGGACUGGAUAUUCCCAGCCUGGAUUAUGUGGUGAAUGUGCACUUCCCGGGCAAACCUAAGUUGUUCAUCCAUCGGGUGGGUCGUUGUGCACGUGCGGGAAGAAGCGGUACCGCCUAUAGCAUCUUCUCCAACGAUGACAUUGCACAUAUGCUCGAUUUGCAUAUGUUUCUUACGCGUUCGACUGAGCCGGACGAUUCCCGAAACAUUGGCAGAGCGCCACCGGAACUGGUUGAAACAGAGCAUCAGCUGGUUUUGGAGUAUGUGAAGCAUGUCGAUUUGUCCACAGCUUACCGUGUUAGUAACAAUGCGUACAAACAGUAUAUCGCAACCAGACCAGCUGCAUCGACAAGUUCCAAUAAAAAAGCGAAACAGUUUAAACUCGGCGAGCUUAAAAUUUUAGACGAUUUUGAAAAAGCUGCAGCAUUGAAAACAGAAAAGCACGGAAAAAAGGAGAAGAAAGUAAAGAAUAAUCAAUCAACACACAAUCCGGAUGAAUUUCGUGACAAUUUUCUUGCUCAGAUGAAAAAUUUUCGGCCCAAAUCUACUAUUUUUGAGCUGAAUCCCAAAAAUAACUCGAAGGAGCUUUCGGUGAUGGCGGAGAAACGUGAAAAAGACAACGUUAAGAUCGAGAAGCAUAAGCGUAAGUUGGCUGAAUUAGAAGAGGAAGAACACAAACCGAAAGCACCAUCGAAAAAGAUGAAGAAUCAGCAGAUUAAGGAUGAUGAAAACUUUAUUCCAUAUCAAGCGAAAGAUCACGUCGAAGAGGACGGGUACGCAAUCAACAGUUUUGCCAAGCAGGCAGGUUCGGCCGAAUUUUCCGUCGUUGGGGAUACGGCGGACGACCAGCGCAGACACAAGCGCUUGCAAAUGUGGGACCGCAAGAAAAAGAAAAUGGUCAACGUGGUCGAUCCGAAGGCGGGUAAAAUUAAAACAGAGCAUGGCGUGUGGAUCGCCGCUUCGUACAAAACUGGUCGCUACGACAAGUGGAAGGAACGUACGAAGAUAGACGAACAGAUGGCCGCCCGACAGGACAGCGAUGCGAGCGAUGCAGAGGAAACGGUACCGCUGCCUAAACGGGACUAUCCACACACCCACUGGGGGCGACACAAUGCCAAGAUGGACCUGAAGAAGGUGCGCGAUCUGGAGCUGAAGAGCGUAGAACAGAUUGCCAAACAGCGGCUGCAGAAGGAAACUAAGCUGGCCCGAGAGAAGGUCGCUCGACUGAAAAACGUGCAGAAAAAGAAGAAGGCCCUUGGCAAGAGGUUGGCCAAAUCGAAAGGGAAAAAAUGAAAAUAGAAGGUUGUUAUACAAUAAAUUAUACUAAAACAAAAAAAUCCUACUUUCUAAUAUGUUGAGCAAAGCAGAAAUGUAAAAAUAGAGACUAAUUAGAAGAAAAAAACGAAAUAGCAAUCCACAUUCAUAGCAGUUCUUACUCAUUCACA
This is a messenger RNA of Wyeomyia smithii (pitcher-plant mosquito), 2617 nucleotides long. Its product is annotated as ATP-dependent RNA helicase DDX54. The transcript is spliced from 3 exons. The record is from RefSeq and is a predicted model, not a curated record. Gene Ontology annotation, molecular function: ATP binding; RNA binding; RNA helicase activity. NCBI's taxonomy places the organism in Eukaryota, Metazoa, Arthropoda, Insecta, Diptera, Culicidae. Gene Ontology annotation, cellular component: nucleus. Bases 156 to 2465 code for a protein of 769 amino acids.